AAGGAGGCAGAAGUCAUUUUAGUGAUUGCAGGAAACAGUGACUAUGUACGGGACAUGCGCAAUACACACAUUCUUUUCCCAGUGUAGCAUAGUUAUUGCCUCAGUCUGUUGACGCUAGUCUCCAGACUAACGGGGGUCGAAAAAACAGCGAAAUGGGUUUCGUUAAAGUCGUGAAGAAUAAGUCGUACUUCAAGAGGUACCAGGUGAAAUUCAGGAGAAGGCGAGAGGGUAAAACUGAUUACUUUGCCCGCAAGCGCCUGGUCAUCCAAGACAAAAACAAAUACAACACCCCCAAGUAUCGGAUGGUUGUGAGGUUCACCAACAGGGAUAUCAUCUGCCAGAUCGCCUACGCCAAGAUCGAGGGGGAUGUGGUCGUCUGCGCUGCCUACUCCCACGAGCUUCCAAAGUACGGGAUUGCCGUGGGUCUGACAAACUACGCCGCGGCGUACUGCACAGGGCUGCUGCUGGCACGAAGGCUCUUGAACAAGUUCGGUCUGGACAAGGUGUACGAGGGCCAGGUUGAGGUGACGGGCGACGAGUUCAACGUGGAGAGCAUCGACGACCAGCCCGGGGCUUUCACCUGCUACCUGGACGCAGGACUCGCCAGAACCACGACGGGAAACAAAGUUUUCGGCGCCCUCAAAGGAGCGGUAGAUGGAGGCCUGUCGAUUCCUCACAGCACCAAGCGGUUCCCCGGCUACGACCCGGAGAGCAAAGAGUUCAACGCAGACGUCCACAGGAAGCACAUCAUGGGCGUCAACGUGUCCGAGUACAUGAGCUACCUGAUGGAGGAGGACGAGGACGCCUACAAGAAGCAGUUCUCCCGCUUCAUCAAGAACGGCGUCACGCCCGACAUGGUAGAGGAAAUGUACAAAAAAGCCCAUGCUGCCAUCCGCGAGAACCCAGUCCACGAAAAGAAGCCCAAGAAAGAGGUCAAGAAGAAGAGGUGGAACCGCGCCAAGCUCUCGCUCGCUCAGAGGAAAGACCGCGUCGCUCAGAAGAAGGCCAGCUUCCUCCGCGCUCAGGAAAAAGAGGCCGACGACAGCUAGACCUGCACACCCCCCCCCCUUCGCAAAUCAGAUGCUUUGUUCUAAUAAAUCUAUUAAAAAAAAGA
Molecule: messenger RNA, 1114 nt
Organism: Anguilla rostrata (American eel)
Lineage: Eukaryota; Metazoa; Chordata; Actinopteri; Anguilliformes; Anguillidae
Gene: rpl5a
Product: ribosomal protein L5a
Exons: 8
Coding region: 153-1049 (298 amino acids)
Biological process (GO): translation; ribosomal large subunit assembly
Cellular component (GO): cytosolic large ribosomal subunit; ribosome
Molecular function (GO): structural constituent of ribosome; 5S rRNA binding
Source: RefSeq, a predicted model, not a curated record